Messenger RNA from Octopus sinensis (East Asian common octopus), 555 nucleotides. RefSeq names its product 40S ribosomal protein S27-like. Lineage: Eukaryota; Metazoa; Mollusca; Cephalopoda; Octopoda; Octopodidae. The transcript has 4 exons. Gene Ontology annotation, cellular component: cytosolic small ribosomal subunit; ribosome. Gene Ontology annotation, biological process: translation; ribosomal small subunit assembly. The coding region runs from base 125 to 379 and encodes 84 amino acids. Gene Ontology annotation, molecular function: structural constituent of ribosome; RNA binding. The record is from RefSeq and is a predicted model, not a curated record.
UCUCUCUUUGUCAGCUUAUACACCUCUAUAUAUCUUUCUCUCUCUUCGUUCAUCUCUUACACGUACUACUACAGCAGUCCAAUUUCAUCUUAUCCAACUUGGUUAUUUGCUUGCGAAGUAAACCAUGCCGCUCGCUAAAGAUUUAUUGCAUCCUUCCUUAGAAAAGGAAAGAAGGAAAUGUAAACUAAAACGACUUGUACAGUCUCCGAACAGUUACUUUAUGGAUGUCAAAUGCCCAGGCUGUUAUAAAAUCACUACAGUAUUUAGUCAUGCUCAAACUGUUGUCUUAUGUGUUGGAUGUUCAACUGUAUUAUGUCAACCCACAGGAGGCAAAGCCAGACUUACAGAAGGUUGCUCAUUCAGAAGGAAACAGCACUGAACAUAAGAUGGUUUGAGGACGUUUAUUAGGCCAGGAGUGUUAGGUUUAUUAAGCUCAGUGAGCUAACGUGGAUGACUGAACACAAAUAAUGCAAGAUGGCCUUCGUUUCAUAUCUUCCUUUUUAUUUUAAAUAAAAUUUCUUAUGAAAAUUUGAUAAUAAAUGUUAUUUCAAAAUA